This is a messenger RNA of Manis javanica (Malayan pangolin), 918 nucleotides long. RefSeq names its product olfactory receptor 2W3-like. The record is from RefSeq and is a predicted model, not a curated record. Gene Ontology annotation, molecular function: G protein-coupled receptor activity; olfactory receptor activity. Gene Ontology annotation, cellular component: membrane. NCBI's taxonomy places the organism in Eukaryota, Metazoa, Chordata, Mammalia, Pholidota, Manidae. Gene Ontology annotation, biological process: G protein-coupled receptor signaling pathway.
AUGACCAACCAGAGCUGCCAACAGUUCAUCUUGUUGGGUUUCUCAGAUAGACCCAGACUAGAGGAGAUCCUCUUCGUGUUUGUCCUCAUCUUCUACCUUGUAACCUUAGUAGGCAACAUUGUCAUGAUCUUGGUUUCCCACCUGGACCCUUGCCUCCACAAGCCCAUGUACUUCUUCCUCACCAAUUUGUCCUUCCUAGAUCUCUGCUUCACCACCAGUUCCAUCCCCCAGCUGCUUUUCAACUUAGGUGGCUCAGACAAGACCAUCAGUUAUGCAGGUUGUGCCAUCCAGCUCUUCAUGUUCCUGGGACUGGGUGGCACAGAAUGUGUUCUCUUGGCAAGCAUGGCUUAUGACCGCUUCACUGCAAUCUGCAAGCCCCUCCACUAUGCUGUCCUUAUGCACCCUUGGCUCUGCUGGAAGUUGGUGUCUAUGGCCUGGGCUAUUGGGAUCUUCAACUCUCUGGUUAUGUCCCCAGUGACCAUGAAGUUGCCACGGUGUGGGAGAUGUCAGGUGAAGCAUUUUCUCUGUGAGAUGCCAGCUCUGAUAAAAAUGGCCUGUGUGGACACAGUGGCUGUGGAGAGCACUGUUUUUGUCUUAUCAGUAAUGAUUGUCCUGGUGCCCCUGUCACUUAUUCUUAUCUCUUACAGCUACAUAACCCUAGCAGUGCUGAGGAUCAAGUCAGCCGCAGGAAGAAGGAAGGCUUUCAACACGUGUGGGUCCCAUCUCACUGUAGUCUCCUUGUUUUAUGGGAAUAUUAUCUAUAUGUAUAUGCAACCAGGAAAUAAUUCUUCUCAGGACCAAGGGAAAUUCCUCACUCUCUUCUACAACUUGGUGACCCCCAUGUUGAACCCCAUCAUCUACACACUGAGAAACAAGGAUGUAAAGGGUGCACUGAGGAGGCUUGUGUCUAGAAAGUAA